AUGAGCGGCUGCCGGUACAAUGGGGGGGUGGCACGGCCCCGGGGCCCCCUGAACGCCUCCGCUCGCACCCUGCACCCGCUGGAGGGUGAGACCCAGCCGCUGCGACCUCACUGUCCCCCCGGCCUCGAGGUGGUGGUCUCACGGCCGGAGCAGCCCGGGGGUCCGGAUCCCGGCCCGGCGGCGGCGGCCCCGGGGCAGGAUGCGGCCGAGGACCGGGGGCGAGGACCCCGGAGGAACCAGAACAUCGGGUACAAGCUGGGGCACCGGCGAGCCCUCUUCGAGAAGCGGAAGCGCCUCAGCGAUUACGCCCUCAUUUUCGGGAUGUUCGGCAUCGUGGUGAUGGUCACGGAGACGGAGCUGUCCUGGGGCGUCUACACCAAGGAGUCAUCGUAUUCGUUUGCACUGAAAUGCCUUAUCAGCCUCUCGACCGUCAUCCUCCUGGGGCUCAUCGUCAUGUACCACGCCAGGGAGAUCCAGCUCUUCAUGGUGGAUAACGGCGCCGACGACUGGCGCAUCGCCAUGACCUACGAGCGCAUCUUCUUCAUUGCCCUGGAGCUGAUCGUCUGCGCCAUCCACCCCAUCCCCGGCCAGUACCUCUUCACCUGGACGGCGCGGUUGGCUUUCACCUACGCCGCCUCGGUGGCCGAUGCCGAUGUAGACAUCAUCCUCUCCAUCCCCAUGUUCCUGCGGCUGUACCUGAUCGGGCGCGUCAUGCUGCUGCACAGCAAGCUCUUCACCGACGCCUCCUCCCGCAGCAUCGGUGCCCUCAACAAGAUCAACUUCAACACCCGCUUCGUCAUGAAGACCCUCAUGACCAUCUGCCCCGGCACCGUCCUCCUGGUCUUCAGCAUCUCCUCCUGGAUCAUCGCCGCCUGGACGGUCCGUGUCUGCGAGAGGUACCACGACAAGCAGGAGGUGACCAGCAACUUCUUGGGGGCAAUGUGGCUGAUCUCCAUCACCUUCCUCUCCAUCGGCUACGGGGACAUGGUGCCGCACACCUACUGCGGGAAGGGCGUGUGUCUGCUCACCGGCAUCAUGGGUGCCGGCUGCACCGCUCUGGUCGUCGCUGUCGUUGCCAGAAAGCUAGAGCUCACCAAAGCGGAGAAACACGUGCACAACUUCAUGAUGGAUACGCAGCUAACGAAGCGGGUGAAAAAUGCUGCUGCCAACGUACUCAGGGAAACGUGGCUCAUCUACAAACACACCAAGCUGGUGAAGAAGAUCGACCAUGCCAAAGUUCGGAAACACCAGCGUAAGUUCCUCCAAGCCAUCCAUCAGUUGAGGAGCGUGAAGAUGGAGCAGCGGAAGCUGAACGACCAGGCCAACACGCUGGUGGACCUGGCAAAGACCCAGAACAUCAUGUACGACAUGGUCUCGGAGCUGCAGGAGCGUAACGAGGACCUGGAGAAGCGGCUGGGCGCCCUGGAGAGCAAGAUGGAGGCGUUGGGGCUGAGCCUGCUGGCGCUGCCGGGGCUGGUCAGCCAAGCCCUGGGGCAGCAGCAGCGUGAGCUCCUGGGGAGCUGGACCCCCCGUCUCUGCUCCGCCACGGCCCCUUGCACCCCCACCCGAACCCCCAGGUCCCCUUCCACCGCCCCCCCCACCUCCUCGGACAGCGGGUGA
This is a messenger RNA of Haliaeetus leucocephalus (bald eagle), 1620 nucleotides long. It is a transcript of the gene KCNN1, whose product is annotated as potassium intermediate/small conductance calcium-activated channel, subfamily N, member 1. The record is from RefSeq and is a predicted model, not a curated record. Gene Ontology annotation, biological process: potassium ion transmembrane transport. Lineage: Eukaryota; Metazoa; Chordata; Aves; Accipitriformes; Accipitridae. Gene Ontology annotation, molecular function: calmodulin binding; small conductance calcium-activated potassium channel activity. The transcript has 8 exons. Gene Ontology annotation, cellular component: plasma membrane; neuronal cell body; neuron projection. The coding region runs from base 1 to 1620 and encodes 539 amino acids.